Molecule: messenger RNA, 2208 nt
Organism: Dendrobium catenatum
Lineage: Eukaryota; Viridiplantae; Streptophyta; Magnoliopsida; Asparagales; Orchidaceae
Product: dynamin-related protein 1E-like
Exons: 15
Coding region: 184-2028 (614 amino acids)
Cellular component (GO): membrane; microtubule; cytoplasm
Molecular function (GO): GTP binding; microtubule binding; GTPase activity
Source: RefSeq, a predicted model, not a curated record
CAUCGGCUGCAGAAGAAGGGUAUAAUGGGAUUUAAGAAAACGUGAAUUUGAGGGGAGAAACUGAGGGACUCACUUGUUUUCCGCUUGUAGAUCGAUCUAUCACUGUAUUCCUACUUUUUUUCUUUCUUUCAUCACUGAAUUCCUACUUUUUUCUGGGAUCGACCCUCGGUUAGGGUUUCAAAGAUGACGACCAUGGAGAGCUUGAUCGGCAUGGUCAAUAGGAUUCAGAGAGCGUGCACUGUUCUGGGGGACCACGGCGGCGCCGACAGUGCAUUGCCUACUCUCUGGGAGGCGCUUCCGUCCGUGGCCGUCGUCGGUGGACAGAGCUCGGGAAAAUCGUCGGUACUGGAGAGCAUCGUUGGGCGAGAUUUUCUUCCCCGUGGAUCUGGGAUUGUAACAAGGCGACCAUUGGUGCUUCAGCUGCACAAGACGGAGGAUGGGCAGCAGGAGUACGCUGAGUUCCUUCACUUGCCCAAAAGGAAAUUUAAUGAUUUCAGUCUUGUGCGCAAAGAAAUUGCUGAUGAUACAGAGAGAAUAACUGGGAGAUCCAAACAAAUAUCUCCUGUUCCCAUCCAUCUUAGUAUUUAUUCACCCAACGUUGUAAAUUUGACGCUCAUUGAUCUACCUGGUCUAACUAAGGUUGCUGUAGAGGGACAGCCUGACAGUAUUGUUCAGGAUAUUGAAAAUAUGGUCCGUUCAUAUGUUGAGAAGCCCAACUGUAUUAUUUUGGCAAUAUCUCCUGCCAAUCAAGAUAUUGCAACGUCAGAUGCCAUUAAACUUGCUAGGGAAGUGGAUCCUUCUGGUGAAAGGACAUUUGGAGUUUUGACAAAGCUAGAUUUGAUGGAUAAAGGAACAAAUGCGCUUGAUGUCCUAGAAGGGCGAUCUUACAGGCUGCAACAUCCUUGGGUUGGAAUUGUUAAUCGUUCACAGGCAGAUAUAAAUAAGAAUGUUGACAUGAUAGCUGCUCGGCAGAAAGAAAGAGAUUAUUUUGCUACUAGUCUAGACUAUUCUCAUUUAUCCAGUAAAAUGGGAUCGGAAUAUCUUGCUAAACUUCUUUCAAAGCAUUUAGAGUCUGUAAUCAGAGCUCGAAUUCCUAGCAUUACAUCAUUGAUAAGCAAGACCAUUGAAGAACUUGAAUCAGAGAUGGACCAUCUUGGUCGACCCAUUGCUGUUGAUGCAGGGGCUCAGUUAUACACUAUAUUGGAACUCUGCCGUGCCUUUGACAAGAUAUUCAAAGAGCAUCUAGAUGGAGGGCGUCCAGGUGGAGAUAGAAUCUAUGGUGUUUUUGACAAUCAGCUUCCUAUGGCAUUGAAGAAACUCCCAUUCGACAGGCAUCUCUCUGUGCAGAAUGUCAAGAAAGUGGUCUCAGAAGCUGAUGGGUAUCAGCCCCAUCUGAUCGCUCCUGAGCAAGGUUAUCGCCGUCUUAUUGAAGGUGCUCUCAGUUACUUUAGAGGUCCGGCCGAAGCAUCUGUGGAUGCUGUCCACUUGGUUUUAAAAGAUUUGGUCAGGAAAUCUAUAGGAGAGACUCAGGAACUGAAAAGGUUUCCGACUCUCCAAUCUGAAAUAGCAGCUGCUUCCUAUCAAUCAUUGGAAAGAUUCAGAGAAGAUGGAAAGAAGACGGUGGCUCGCUUGGUUGACAUGGAAGCAUCAUAUUUAACCGUCGAAUUCUUCCGCAACCUCCCACAGGAAGUCGAUAAAGGAGGCAAUACCGCCAGCUCUACAGUGGAUCGAUAUACGGAAGGACAUUUCAGGAGAAUUGCUUCGAAUGUUUCCUCUUAUAUAGGGAUGGUGUCUGAAACACUUCGACUCUCUAUCCCAAAGGCUGCCGUGCAUUGCCAAGUCCGAGAAGCUAAGCGAUCCUUGCUCAAUCUUUUUUACACACAAGUGGGGAGGAAAGAGGGGAAGCAGCUUGGGCUGCUGUUGGAUGAGGAUCCUGCAUUGAUGGAGCGCAGAGUACAGUGUGCAAAGAGGCUUGAAUUGUACAAAUCUGCUAGGGAUGAGAUUGAAGCAGUUUCUUGGGCUAGAUGAGGUUGAAAUAUUGUUAUUGUUUGUCUGAUGUAUAAAAGCUUGUGAAAUACACCGCGUUGUGUUGUUUUUUUGCCAUCACUGCUUUGUAGUUCAACUUGCCUGCCAAGUCUUAUAUUCUUUUUGUGCAAAUUCUUGGGGCUUAUUUGGUUGCUAUAUAUUUUAUUGAAUCAUAAUUUUUUA